CGUCUACAUUCGUUUUCUACCACAAAAAUUCUACGCGAGAUUCUACGCCGUUUUCUCGCGACCGUGAAACACAUCCACAGUAUAUCGACCAAAAUUAAAUACUCUGGCGAUGGAAGUAUAAAAAAACAGCUAAAGUCAGUGAAUUCGGAACAACGUGAUUGAUAUUUCCGGUGAGCAACAUCGGCGUGUGCACCUCACGAGGCGCACCUUCUCUUCCGGUCUUUCCGUUGGACUUCACCAAAUGAGGGUGUGAAGCACCAUGGAAGCAAAAAAUGUGGCAAACCCUUCGCGGGUUUCAUGGCUCGAGGAAAAGGUAGUCCCAAAAAUUGUCGCAGCACUCGGUAAGACCGGUAGGAGCGUGAGGUGCGAGAUCAGAAUGCUGGGUGACGGCCUCUUCAUCUCAGCUAUCCACAUGAUCGAUCUGAUUUUUCCUUCCCCUCACCUUGGCGAAGAUCGUUCCGAGAUACUGAAAUUCGUGAUGAAGUCUCUCACGGAAAAUGAGAGUAUUCAAGAAUUUCUACAGGUCGAAAAUCUUCUGCUCAACGAGAUCCUAUUUUACGAAAAUUUCGGCAAAAAUUACACCGACUAUCCGAAGUGCGUUCUGACGAUUCGGGAACCGUUGGAGAGAACCGUUCUCGUUUUAGAGAACGUAACUUCGCUGGGGUACGAAUCCUUCGAAUGGAAAAAUGGAGUCGAUAUGAAACGGACCUUGGCAGCGGUCCGUGAACUAGGAAAACUCCACGCCAGAGGAUACGUCCUGAAAGAGAAUAACCCGAAAGAAUUUUUUGAAAUCGUCGAGAAUAUUUAUCCUUGCAAGUUCGACGCUUCGGCAUCGCCUAGACUGAUCUACGCCGUGAACAAUCUCUCGAUGAGGCCGCUGAAUUACCUGAAAUCGGUGAACUACGACCCGCUGUUUUGUGAGAAAAUGUCGGUUUACUUUGAAAAAGCUCACGAGAAAAUAUUCAGAGAUUGCGUGACGCCUAGAAACGAACUCGCGGUUUUCUGCCACGGCGAUAUAACGGCGAACAAUAUACUAUUCCGAGUAAAAAAUGACGGUGAAUUCGACGCGAUGUUGAUCGAUUUCGCUCAAUUUCGUUACUCAUCUCCGGCCAUCGAUACCUCGACCUUCAUUUUCAUGAGCUGCGACGUGAAAUUGAGGCGAGAAUUUCCCAGAAUCUUUAAAGCAUAUCACGACGUGCUUUACGCUCACCUCGUACAGCAAGGGAUUCAAAAUCUCGAGAGGUUCUCGUACGACGCUUUCUUCGACGAUUACAAAAGACACGCGAUUUUCGGAUGUUUGCUCGCUAUUUUUUACAUACCCUACCUACACCUCGACCCGGAGACGACGGAUUUCGCUCACCUCGAAGAGGAUAUCGAGGUCUACGUGAGGGAACUCGGAGCUGCUGGUGGUAAUGAUGUUUCGAAGAAGCUCGCCGAUAUGCUCAUGGAAUUGAAGGCCCAAGGAUGUCUGGAUUACAUUUUAACCGGUUGAUCGUAAUCCUAGACAUCACUUUUCCAAGGAAUUUUCAGUAAAUCGGUCUUUCUAGGCAAACGCAUCUGGUUUGUUCGAAUUAUAAUUUUAGAGAGAAUUGUAAAUAAUUUAAAAAUGAGUUGACGAGUUUAAAAAUAAAUUACUACGUGUAAAAAUGAA
Athalia rosae (coleseed sawfly) is the source of this 1651-nucleotide messenger RNA. RefSeq lists its product as uncharacterized. The transcript has 2 exons. The record is from RefSeq and is a predicted model, not a curated record. Bases 260 to 1492 code for a protein of 410 amino acids. Lineage: Eukaryota; Metazoa; Arthropoda; Insecta; Hymenoptera; Athaliidae.